Molecule: messenger RNA, 2135 nt
Organism: Aquila chrysaetos chrysaetos
Lineage: Eukaryota; Metazoa; Chordata; Aves; Accipitriformes; Accipitridae
Gene: NOP56
Product: NOP56 ribonucleoprotein
Exons: 12
Coding region: 156-1754 (532 amino acids)
Cellular component (GO): small-subunit processome; box C/D methylation guide snoRNP complex
Molecular function (GO): snoRNA binding
Source: RefSeq, a predicted model, not a curated record
AGGCGGCAAAGAGACGCGGGACCGCCCGCUCCUCUAGCUGAUUGGCUGGGGGGCGGAUCCGUCGGGGACAGCAUGCGUUGAUUGGCCGUGGACUGGUGGGGCAGGCUUCCGGCGGGGCGCUGCCAGUUCCGGGCGGCAGCGGCGGCAGCGGUAGGAUGGUGCUGCUCCACGUGCUGUUCGAGCAUGCCGCCGGGUACGCGCUCUUCGCCGUGCGGGAGGUGGAGGAGAUCAGCCUGCUGCUGCCGCAGGUGGAGGAGAGCGUCCUCACCGUCGGCAAGUUCCACAACGUGGUGAAGCUGGUGGCCUUCGCCCCCUUCAAGUCGGCCCAGAGCGCCCUGGAGAACAUCAAUGCCGUCUCCGAGGGGAUCCUCCACGAGGACCUGCGGCUCCUGCUGGAGACCUCCAUGCCGGCCAAGAAGAAGAAGGCACUGCUGGGAGUCGCCGACGCCAAGAUCGGGGCCGCCAUCCUGGAGGAGCUGGGUUACCAAUGCCAGACCGGGGGGGUCGUGGCCGAGAUCCUGCGGGGGAUCCGCCUGCACUUCCACGCGCUGGUGAAGGGCCUCACCGCCCAGUCGGCCUCCAAGGCCCAGCUGGGCCUCGGCCACAGCUACUCCCGGGCCAAAGUGAAGUUCAACGUGAACCGCGUGGACAACAUGAUCAUCCAGUCCAUCAGUCUCCUGGACCAGCUGGACAAGGACAUCAACACCUUCUCCAUGCGCGUGCGGGAGUGGUACGGAUACCACUUUCCCGAGCUGAUCAAGAUCGUGUCCGAGAACUACACCUACUGCCGGCUGGCCAAGUUCAUCGGGAACCGCAAGGAGCUGAGCGAGGAGAGCCUGGAGGGGCUGGAGGAGAUCGUCAUGGACAGUGCCAAGGCGCAGGCCAUCCUGGAAGCCUCCCGCUCCUCCAUGGGGAUGGACAUCUCUCCCCUUGAUCUCAUCAACAUCGAGAGCUUCUCUAGCCGUGUCAUCUCGCUCUCCGAGUACCGCAAGGGCCUGCAGGAAUAUCUCCGCUCCAAGAUGAGCCAGGUGGCUCCUAGCCUCUCAGCCCUCAUCGGGGAGGUGGUGGGCGCCCGUCUCAUCUCCCACGCUGGCAGCCUGACAAACUUGGCUAAGUACCCGGCCUCGACGGUGCAGAUCCUGGGGGCCGAGAAAGCCCUUUUCAGGGCGCUGAAGACGCGAGGGAACACUCCCAAGUACGGGCUCAUCUUCCACUCCACCUUCAUCGGGCGAGCGGCUGCUAAGAACAAGGGGCGCAUCUCCCGCUACCUGGCCAACAAGUGCACCAUCGCCUCCCGCAUCGACUGCUUCUCAGAAGUCCCCACCAGUGUCUUCGGGGACAAGCUGCGGGAGCAGGUGGAGGAGCGCUUGGCCUUCUAUGAGACGGGGGAGCCGCCCCGCAAGAACCUGGAGGUGAUGAAGGAGGCCGUGGUGGAGGCGAGCGAGGUGGUGGCCGAGGUCAAGAGGAAGCAGGAGAAGAAGGAGAAGAAGAAGAAGAAGAGGGAGAAGCAACGCCUAGAGGCUCUGGCUGCUGCCGCAGAGGAGGUGGAGGAGAACGACAUCGAGCCCAAAAAGAAGAAAAAGAAGAAGAAGCAGCAGCAGGAGCCGGAGACGGACUCUGAACCGGAGGAGAAUGGGCUGGAAGAAGAAGUCUUGCCCAAGAAGAAGAGGAAGCUAAUGGUAGAGGCGGAUGAGGAGGAGAAGAAGAAGAAAAAGAAGAAGAAGAAGGAGAAGGCCAGGGAUGCAGAGCACUAGGGGAGCAGGGCAGAGCUGGAGCCGGGCUGUGCUCCAGCCGUAUGGACUUGCAGACUGACAGGAGCUCAUCUCGGUGCAGCCCCUUGCCCAGCUGCCAGCGUUCUGCGGCAGCUGCCCCCCCCCGGCAGUGUAGCGCGGCGGGGCGGCCGCAUUAAAGGCCUUUUGGCACCUGGUGGUUUGGGUGAGUCCCUUUGGCAGGGCCAAGGCGCCCGCAGCCCCCUGGGUGGCAUGGGAGCCUGAGGCAGCGCUGCCUCCUUGAGCCCCCCUGCAGCCCGUUCCCCUGGGGGGGGCUUGGACUGCACCCACUGCCUGCCUGGUGCAGGGGGCAGGAAACCUCCUUGGCGUGAGUGACCCUCAAUAAAGGGCUGAGGUUGUUGUCGA